Molecule: messenger RNA, 417 nt
Organism: Miscanthus lutarioriparius
Lineage: Eukaryota; Viridiplantae; Streptophyta; Magnoliopsida; Poales; Poaceae
Source: the annotation of a GenBank genome assembly
AUGGAGAUGGCUGGCUUGUUCAAGGACUGGCAUCAGGAAUUUACAGUCCGUGGUUCCGAGAUCAAGAUCAGUGACGCCAUGCGUGCAGAGCUGCUGAGCUCUGGAUUGCUGCACCGUAAUCCGACGCGGGAUGAUGGCGAGGAGCCUGCCACGGUAGAGCUCGCCUUGCAGAACCUCUCGGUGUCUGAGCCCACACCGAGCCAGAAUGGUGAUGAAGAUGUCCUGUACCUGAUGGCAAGGACCAUGCUCUUCCUACCCAAGGCGUGGGCUCUCUCUAUUGACAUGAGGAACAACACACUGCUAGGUGUGGCUGAGUUUGGCACUGAAAGUGGACGGGAUGUAUGUGUCACCUAUCGCCCUAGCAUUAUCUCCAAGUACAUGAAGUCAGUGUCCGCUCCAGUGACAAAGGAAACUUGA